Cygnus atratus (black swan) is the source of this 777-nucleotide messenger RNA. RefSeq names its product carbonic anhydrase 13-like. Gene Ontology annotation, molecular function: carbonate dehydratase activity; zinc ion binding. The coding region runs from base 1 to 777 and encodes 258 amino acids. NCBI's taxonomy places the organism in Eukaryota, Metazoa, Chordata, Aves, Anseriformes, Anatidae. Gene Ontology annotation, cellular component: cytoplasm. The transcript is spliced from 7 exons. The record is from RefSeq and is a predicted model, not a curated record.
AUGCUGCACUGGGGCUACGACGAGCACAACGGGCCUGCCCACUGGAAGGAGGUUUUUCCUGUCGCUAAUGGAGACCGUCAGUCACCCAUCGACAUCAAAACUGAGGAAACCAAGUAUGAUCCCUCUCUCCGUCCUUUAAAUCCCAAUUACGACCCGGCGUCUGCUAAAAUCAUCCUCAACAACGGGCACUCCACCAGUGUUGAGUUUGAUGACACCGUAAACAAAUCAGUGCUGACCGGGGGGCCACUCAGCGGGACCUACAGGCUGCGCCAGAUUCACUUCCACUGGGGGUCCAACGACGAAGCCGGCUCUGAGCACGCGGUGGAUGGGAUGAAAUAUGCAGCAGAGCUUCAUGUGGUUCACUGGAAUGCAGAAAAAUAUUCCAGUUUUGUUGAGGCAGCUCGUCAGUCAGAUGGAUUGGCAGUCAUGGCUGUAUUUCUGAAGAUUGGUGAAUGCAACCCUCAGCUGAAGAAGAUUACUGACCGCCUGGACACCAUCAGAAUCAAGGGUAAAAGAGCACUAUUCACAAACUUCGAUCCUAGCUGUCUGCUUCCCAAAUCCCUGGACUACUGGACUUACUUUGGCUCUCUCACUGUUCCACCUCUCCUUGAAAGUGUCAUCUGGAUUGUUCUGAGAGAGCCCAUAAGUGUUUGUUCCGAACAGCUGGCCAAAUUCCGCAGCCUGCUGAGCACUGCUGAAGAUGAGGUCGCUUGCUGCUUGCUGCGAAACUAUCGGCCUCCCCAGCCUCUAAAGGGACGAGAAGUCAGAAGGAAUUGA